AGUUCCAACAGGGCCCAAGGGCCGAGGCAGGAGAAGCGGCGGGGGCUGCCCCCGGCCGGGCAGGGGUUAACGCCGAGCUGCGGCCCCGCAGCACUGGGGGGAGGCCGGGGGCAGGGCCGCCGUAGCGGGGCGGAGGAGGCGGCAUCGCAGCGCGGCUCCGGCCUCCUCCGUCCCCCUUCUUCCCCCCGCCCGGUUUGCCGGGGGAAGGUUUGUGAGGGAGGCACGAGGCGCGGAGGCUGCUGCCGCCGCGAGCCGGGAGCCUCCUCCGGCCUCCCGGAGCGAGCCUGGGACUCGGAGCCGGGACGAGGGCAGCUCCCGGAGCACCCCCCCAGCGCCAGGAGCCCCCGGUGCCCGCGGUGCCCUUGCCCCGGUUCCCGGCAGGGGCAGCUCCCGGCGGAGCCCAGCGGCAGCGGGCGGCUGGCUUCUCCCCGUGAGGGGGAGCACGGAGCUCCCCUGGGGGCCGCGGGCAGCUGCAGGGCUCUGCCCAUGACUAACGCGAAGGACCCGAAGAGAGCCAUGGACUCCUCGCCGGCGACCUCCAGCCCUGCAGGCCCCGUCACCUUCUCGCAAGUUUUCGGGCAGCAGUGCCAGCUUAUGGAAGCAGCUGUGGAGUCACUGCACUCCUUGAACGACCAGAUCUCCCAUUUUAUCGUGAACAAGUCAAAAACACUGGAUGAAGACGAAGAUGCCUUUCUGCCCAGUGAGAAGGAAUCUCUGAAAAGUGCCAUGAUGCUGAUGAGGCACCUCUUAAUGGAUGCACAGGCCAAAAUCCUGCACAUGAUGGACGACAACAAGCAGCUGGCGCUGCGCAUCGACGGGGCGCUGCAGGCGGCGGGCCAGGAGGUGACGGCGCUGCGCGCCGAGCUGGCCGCCACCGGCCGCCGCCUGGCCGAGCUGGGCAGCGACCCGGCCAUGGAGCACGGCCCGCACAGCGCGCAAGCGCUGCUGCGAGAAGAGGUGGCCCAGCUGCAGGAGGAGGUCCACCUGCUCCGGCAAAUGAAGGAGAUGCUGUCGAAAGACCUGGAGGAGACGCACGGCACCAAGUCCCCCGAGGUGCUCUCGGCCACCGAGCUCAAGGUGCAGCUGGCACAGAAGGAGCAGGAGCUGGCGCGCGCCAAGGAGGCUCUGCAGGCCAUGAAAGCUGACCGCAAGCGCUUGAAAGCCGAGAAGACGGACCUGGUGAGCCAGAUGCAGCAGCUCUACGCCACGCUGGAGAGCCGCGAGGAGCAGCUCCGCGACUUCAUCCGCAACUACGAGCAGCACCGGAAAGAGAGCGAGGAUGCAGUGAAAGCCCUGGCGAAGGAGAAAGACCUGCUGGAGAGGGAGAAGUGGGAGCUGCGGCGGCAAGCCAAGGAGGCGACGGACCACGCCAGCGCCCUGCGCUCCCAGCUCGACCUGAAAGACAACCGCAUGAAGGAGCUGGAGGCCGAGCUGGCCAUGGCCAAGCAGUCCCUGGCCACGCUGACCAAGGACGUCCCCAAGCGCCACUCCUUGGCCAUGCCGGGCGAGACGGUGCUGAACGGCAACCAGGAGUGGGUGCUGCAGGCCGACCUGCCGCUGACGGCCGCCAUCCGGCAGAGCCAGCAGACCCUCUACCACUCGCACCCCCAGCACUCGGCCGACCGGCAAGCGGUCCGGGUGAGCCCCUGCCACUCCCGGCAGCCGUCCAUCAUCUCCGACGCGUCGGCGGCAGAAGGGGACCGCUCGUCCACGCCGAGUGACAUCAACUCACCCCGGCAUCGGACACACUCGCUCUGCAAUGGGGACAGCCCCGGACCGGUACAGAAGAACUUGCACAACCCCAUUGUACAGUCUCUGGAAGACCUGGAGGACCAAAAACGGAAAAAGAAGAAGGAGAAAAUGGGCUUCGGCUCCAUCUCGCGGGUGUUUGCCCGGGGCAAGCAGCGCAAGUCCCUCGACCCCGGGCUCUUCGACGGCACGGCCCCCGACUACUACAUCGAGGAGGAUGCGGACUGGUGACCCCGAGCGCCGCUGUACAUCCCCCCCACCCUGCGUGUGCAUACCCCUGCUGUCGUGUUGUAAUUUCGUUCCCUCCACACCCUUUUAUUCCUUUUUUUUUAUUAUUAUUAUUUUAUUUUUGCAUUCCAGUAACUCUUCCUUCUUUGUCCGUCGCUUCGGUUUUUGUCGUUUUGGGAUUUUUAUUAUUUUUUCUUUUUUUUUUGUUCUCCCCUCCUUCUUUUGAUGAAACUUGAAACUUGAAGGACUGCUGCGUGUCUGUAAAUAACGGGAAUCUCGUGCACUUUGUGCUUGUGACGUCUCUUGUCCGAAACCGCUGUUUUCCGGAGCCUCUGGAACCCGCCUUGGAGAGGGGGACCCUGCCGUCUUAAGAGACCUUAAAAAAGAAAGGA
This is a messenger RNA of Cygnus olor (mute swan), 2369 nucleotides long. RefSeq names its product kazrin, periplakin interacting protein (gene KAZN). The coding region runs from base 487 to 1980 and encodes 497 amino acids. The record is from RefSeq and is a predicted model, not a curated record. The transcript is spliced from 10 exons. Lineage: Eukaryota; Metazoa; Chordata; Aves; Anseriformes; Anatidae.